Corvus hawaiiensis (hawaiian crow) is the source of this 2587-nucleotide messenger RNA. RefSeq names its product embigin (gene EMB). The coding region runs from base 371 to 1357 and encodes 328 amino acids. Gene Ontology annotation, biological process: axon guidance; homophilic cell-cell adhesion; dendrite self-avoidance. Gene Ontology annotation, molecular function: cell-cell adhesion mediator activity. NCBI's taxonomy places the organism in Eukaryota, Metazoa, Chordata, Aves, Passeriformes, Corvidae. The record is from RefSeq and is a predicted model, not a curated record. Gene Ontology annotation, cellular component: axon; plasma membrane. The transcript is spliced from 10 exons.
UACCUGCGCCGUCAACCUCCCGCUGCCCCGGGGGUCUCGCAGGUGGCUCAGCCGCCAGGGCCUCGGUCCAAUUAGCCACCGGUGCGCGCCCCCGCCCUUCCUCCGCCACUUAAAGCGCGGCGGGCCCGCUGCUGAGUAGAUCUUCCCGCGGAGGGGGACGGUCGUGGCACGAGCGCUUUCUCGGCGGUUUUUUUGGGGCUUCUUGUUUUUUCUCGCGGUGAAGUUGGGGCAGCUUUGCUUUUGGCCUCCAUCGUUGCUGGAGUAGCCGGCCCUUCCGCAGAGCCGCUCCGGCCCGCUGGAAGCUUCCUCAGGCGGUGCAGCCCGCGGGGUGUGGAUCCGGGCCGAGCCAGGGGAGCGCGGCGGGGGCACCAUGCCUGCUGCCUUCUCCGGCCGGCGCCUGGGGCGCUUGCUGCCUCUGCUGCUCUGCAUCAGCCUCUUGGAAGGGAGCCCUGCAGGUCCAGCUAUGACAACGCAAGAUUCCAGUCAGACUCAGGUGAAUUCUGUGACUAAGGUGAAAGCUGGACUUAAUGAAUCAUCUGGUCCAGAUGUUGCCACAGAAGAGCUCAAGCCAGCAGGCAAGGAGAUCUCAUAUGAUGUCUUGGAGUAUGAGAUAGUCCUACCUGGUGUGUCUGGUACUGCACUGCAAAAAAUUGUCUCUGUGGGCAGUCCGACUAAAGUUGAACUUACAUGCAAAUUAGAGGAGCAUUCUGAUUUGAAAAAUCCUCAGGUGACUUGGAAAAGGAGAAAUGAAACAAUCAGUCACACCAGUAAAACUCAGAACAGCUGGACCAUCCAAUUGACAGUAUCAGAAAGCAGUCACCUGGGAAGUUACAGCUGUGUUCUGAAAGGUGAAGUAGAAGUCAGUGCUACAUUUCAUUUGCAAGUACCAAAGAUUGAAGGAAAAGAAAAGACUCUCAUCACUUAUGAAAGAGAUCUAGCUGUAAUGAUUUGUAAAACUGAGUAUGCUCCCAUGGCUUGGACCUGGUAUAUGACCAAUGGAACUGAGCUGGUUGCCAUUAAUCCAUCUUCUGAUACGAACAAGUUUCAAAUUAAGAUACAAUCUGCCAAUGUAAACCGUCUGGAGAUACUCAAGCUCACCAAGGAAGAUAGUGGUAUAUAUUGGUGUGAAGCUGCUUUUAGAUUAGGGAGCAGUAAAAAGAGGUUUGAAGUUAAAGUUCUGUCCAUCAUGGCACCUCUCAAACCCUUUAUAGCAGUUGUGGUCGAAGUUGUUAUUCUUGUAACUACUAUUGCCCUCUACGAGGUGUAUUCGAAAAGGAAAGGAGAUGAAGGUGAAAGAGAAUUUGACCAAAUUGAGCAACUUAAAUCAGAAGACGACAUUGCUGGGGAACGAAAGUAGUUCUAGGCAAAGAAGAAGUUAAUCUGGUUCCUUGAAAGGAGAUUUAAGCCAAUGGAAGUGGAAAUCAUCACAAAGCUACAGAAGAUGUAUGCAGCUAUGCAUGUUAAACAUUCACUGUUUUGAAGUAAAGUCCUCUACAUUUGAGAAUUAAGAUGCUUUUAAAAUAACUCUGAAGCUACUCAUUUUAUACAGAUGAUAUGAUAUACUGCAUUUAGACCUUUAUCUGUCACGUUGUUGUUUUACUAGUAGUAGAUGUUUUUUUACAUGAUUAGCCUUACUGUUGGCUUAUGAUUGGUCUGUUUGAUUUUUAUCUCCUAAACUGUAACUAGUGUUGUAUUCACUGAAUAAGUGGUUAAUAUAGAGUGGACGUAUUAUCUGAGUGUUGCAAAAGUGGACAUGUAAGAUCAAAAAAGUAUUUCCACCAAAGAAAAUGCCUUUUACCAGCUGAUGAAACAAAUGCAAUGCAGCUGUUUUUACCAAAGAAAUGGUGAAAGGGGAAUCUUUAUCCGGACUGAAAUGAAGUAUUAAGAGUUGCAAUUUACUCUGAAUAGUAAAAUGUCUUCAUUCUAACUUUUCUUAGCUUUAUUCUGAGUUCUACUGUACUAUAGUCCUUAGUAGGCUAAACACUUAAAUACCGUACAGCUCAGAUAUUUCAGAGUAGAUGAAAGAAGUAAUGGAGGUACAGUACCUUCUCAGACUAUAAAUGCAAUAAUUUCUUAUGCUUAAACAAAUUACUGCACUCUCUGGGGCUGGCAAAACCAGUUUGGUUAUUAUAAUUUAUACAGAAUGCUGAAUUUUUGGGAAUAUACCUAUAUAUGCUUCUGAUCAUACAUACUGUCUAGUUGGUACUUCUACUUCUUUCAGCAAACUUGUUUCUUAAACUCCUUGCAAAGCACAGAAUGGGUCUUGAGCAGCAAAAUUUUUCAGGAUAAUAGGAUAAAGCAAUAUGAAUAGCACUACUUCUCUUACACAAAAAUUGUAACACUGCUGUUACUGACUUAAGGUACUGCUUUAGAAGAGAGAGUUGCCAUAAUACCAUUUAGUUACAUUAUGCAUUCAGCAACUGAAAAAUGUUCAGCUAAUAAGAAAACAGUUGGUUGCAUCCCUUGCCUGUGUUUGAAAUAAUUAAAACUUUAAUUUUGAGAGGAAGAAGUAAAAACUUCAGAAAAAUGUCUUUUCAUAAAAAUGUAAGGAAAAAGGCAGUGUUUGCAGACUCCAUAGGAAGUGAAA